Molecule: messenger RNA, 4756 nt
Organism: Piliocolobus tephrosceles (Ugandan red Colobus)
Lineage: Eukaryota; Metazoa; Chordata; Mammalia; Primates; Cercopithecidae
Gene: TNNT3
Product: troponin T3, fast skeletal type
Exons: 8
Coding region: 393-1223 (276 amino acids)
Biological process (GO): sarcomere organization; skeletal muscle contraction; regulation of muscle contraction
Cellular component (GO): troponin complex
Molecular function (GO): troponin I binding; tropomyosin binding; troponin C binding
Source: RefSeq, a predicted model, not a curated record
CCUUUGUGGGCCCCUGAGGCCGCCUGGCCAGGCUACAACCUUGCCCAUGGGCCUUGGUGCCCCGGCCAGAGGCACAGAUACCCUUCCGGGGGCACCCCAGGACAGACGGGAUGGAGGCAAAGGAAGGCCCAGCCCCAGUCCCGAGUCUUCUCUACCAAGGGCUAGAGCCACAGAUCACCUCAGUUUCCCCACCUGGGGUGCUCCCAGAUGCUGACAGCAGGGUUUGGGGACAUGGGACUGGGGUGGUGGCUGUGCCUGGGCUAACUCUGACCGUGUCUUGCUCGAUCCCCGCACGCGCCCCACCCUCGGCCUCGAGUGGCGACGGGCCGCUUUUCCAUUAACCUCGGACCCUUCUCCUUUGACCUCUGACCCGCGGUUUUGCCUCUUGUUCCAUGGCCUCCUUAGCCCAUGAAGUUCAUGAACCAGAGGAGAAACCAAGAAUCAAACUCACUGCUCCUAAGAUCCCAGAAGGGGAGAAAGUGGACUUCGAUGACAUCCAGAAGAAGCGUCAGAACAAAGACCUAAUGGAGCUCCAGGCCCUCAUCGACAGCCACUUUGAAGCCCGGAAGAAGGAGGAGGAGGAGCUGGUCGCUCUCAAGGAGAGAAUCGAGAAGCGUCGUGCAGAGAGAGCGGAGCAGCAGAGGAUUCGUGCAGAGAAGGAGAGGGAGCGCCAGAACAGACUGGCGGAGGAAAAGGCCAGAAGGGAGGAGGAGGAUGCCAAGAGGAGGGCAGAGGACGACCUGAAGAAGAAGAAAGCUCUGUCUUCCAUGGGAGCCAACUACAGCAGCUACCUGGCCAAGGCUGACCAGAAGAGAGGCAAGAAGCAGACGGCCCGCGAAAUGAAGAAGAAGAUUCUUGCUGAGAGACGCAAGCCGCUCAACAUCGACCACCUCAGUGAAGACAAACUGAGGGACAAAGCCAAGGAGCUCUGGGAGACCCUGCACCAGCUGGAGACCGACAAGUUCGAGUUUGGGGAGAAGUUGAAACGCCAGAAAUAUGAUGUGAGUCCCGGCACCUCUGGCCCUGGGGCCCUAACAGCUUUCACCCACCAGCCAGAGCAGCCACUCCCUGCGUCCCUAGCAAACUCUGGACCUGCCCAUCGCAGGGCCCUGGGCCCUGAGAGGCCCACACAGGCUGUCGCCACUGACCCCUGGCUGAGGCUGCUCUCCUACUGGGGACUGUGGCCAGAGCCCGUCCUCCUGGCUGACCACGCAGCACCCUGAGCGAUGAACCUGACCCCUGUGGGCGGCCCUGGUCACCCUUGCCAUGAGGACUGUCAUGGCAGAGCAGCCAUGGCCGAGUGGACUCGGGGUUCAUUUUCUGAACCCCUUUAAGCUUAGAGAAAGUCCCCAUCAUCACCGAGCUCAGCCCCGGGGCACCGAGGCCGUCCGGUGUGGGGCGUCCUUUCCACAGAGCCUCCUCCGCAAACCCAGGCUCUGGCUUCCACCAGGGCCCCAGACAUCUGCUUCCUCGGGGCAGGCAGAGAGGGUGACACGCUGCACCCCGCGGCUGGAAAAGGGGGCCUGAGACUGUGGCCCUCUGGGACGGAGCAGAACUCCCAUCCUAUGCAGGCAUUAUCGCUGCAGGCAAAGCUGGGGCUGGGGAAGGCAGCCGGCCUGGGUGACCUCAGGGGCUGGGGUGCAAUGUGGGAGCUAGGAUGGAGGCCGAGCUGCUUCCCACCCUCCCAAACACCCGUGUGGGCUCCAGGGGCGAGGGGCGCAGCCGUGGGUGACCUGUGUGCUUGGGGCGAAUGCAGACACUCCAGCAUCACCAUCAAGGACACGAUGUCCACCCUCCAGCACCGCCAGAGGCCCCAGCGGAGAGCAGCCUGCCCACGGGGCCUGUGCUCCACUCGGGUGCAGGGGGUGCGGGACGACCCGUCCAAGCCAGCCAGGCAAAUCCGAGCACCUUCUCAGGGGCUCUGGGCAUGCCCCCUGUUCCACCCGAGUUUCCACGAGCUCCCCUCUUGCAGAAGCAGGGCGAUUACACUCCCUCCCAGUACACCCCCUCCCAGAGCUGUCCCCAGGGGUCCAGGCAUGGGGGACAGCCCUGACUUCACCCUCGGGGCUCUCCCAGAGCGGCUGGCCCUGAGAUGGGCUUCACUGCACAGGACCCAGACUCUGUUCCCAGAGCUGAGUCAGGGACCCACUGGCUCUGGAUAGACGUGGCCACAGCGGGUCCCUAGGGACUGCAGAGCCUGGAGGGCCAUCACCAGGCCAAGCUAGCCCACAGCUUUGAGGCCUCAGCUGCCCAUCCAGCCUUGUAACCAUCUUGGUCUUUCUAGAUCAUGAAUGUCCGGGCCAGAGUGCAGAUGCUGGCCAAGUUGUAAGUAGCCGGGUCCACCCUGGGCCAGGCCCGUGGGUGUGCGCUGCACGGUGAGGUGAACCUCUCGCAUGGCAAAAACCUGGGUCGCUCAGGACGCUGGUGGCAGGGGGCCUGGAGCCUUCCUCCUGCCCCCGCUCUCCCCUUGUACCUGCAGCCGGGGGCUUCCCAGUGGCCGCUGCCCUGUUGGCAAGCGAGGAAGGGCCCCCACCUUCCCAGGCGCUCCGCCUCAAGCCAGCAGUGGCCACAGAGUGCCCCCGGGUGCAGGCAGGAGGGCAGGAACGGCUGGCCCAGGAGCUCAGAGCUCAGCAGUUGAAGGGAGCUGGAGCUGGGAAGGAGGGGUCCGCAGGCCUCACCUGCACCCUCCCCACCCCUCUAUCCAUGCUCCGUGCCCCCUGCCCCACAUCCUGCUGCAGGCUGAAGGUAAGUGGCCAGCUACGGGCUGCUGUGUGUGGCAGUCCAGGCCAGUACAGGUUGGCGAGAGUAAGUCUACGCGCGAGCCCGAGGGCCAAGGGACAGUGUCCCCCUGCACAAGGAGCCAGGAGACAGUAAGGGAGCCGAGGAGCCCUCGUGGGGGCCCAGCAGUCCUGGGUCGCCCAGCCCAGCCCACCCUGCGGUGGAGACGGGCCUUCACCCAGGACACGCAGGCCUGGCCCUUGGGUCGUCGCAGUGAGUCACUCAUGUUGUUCACAGAUCACCACGCUCAGAAGCCGCAUCGACCAGGCCCAGAAGCAGUGAGUAGCCCUGCUGUCCUCACUCCACGCUGGGCACAGGGGCCCUCCGGGCAGGCCGCUGUCACCAGUCCCUAACAAGGGCCGGUGGUGGCUGGCCUGGGCAGGCAGUAACGAGACUAACCUGGCCAGGCCACCCAGGCCAGCAUGCACAGGCCUGUGGCCAGGGACCCGGAGCCUCCUCUCUCUCCUGCACGCAGGGGAGCCCUGGGGGAUAGCAGAGUCAGGAGGAGGGAACCCAAUGGGGCUUGCUUGUCACGCCCUCGCCCCAAGUCUGGGACUGGCUGCAGGGAGAGGGCAGCCAGGGGACCCCUAGAAGGGGCUGCUUGGGUGGCCUUUGGUGUAGCCAACCUGGGCCCCGGGGUAUCUGCCAGUGUCCCACCCUCCAAGAGGACCUAGGCAGGGAAUUAAGCAGCCAGGUCUUCAUCACCAGCCCCUCUGUGACGCUGGGCAAAAUCACGGACUCCUCAGGAGGGUGACGCCUCGUCCGUCAAAUCGUGUCCCGGGGGGCUGUGGGAUCCCUUGGCACAGCUACUUGACCACGCGCACGGGGCUGCACCCAGGGUGCUCCCGGCAACGCCACACUGGGGAUCCUGUCACUGAGCCCAGCCGCGCAGCCAGUUCCAUUUCUCCAAGGACCGUGGUGUUUGGGGGCUACUUGGAGUUUCAUUGUUUUCUGGGAUUCUUCUCCCUCCUCCUGUAGCCCUGGCUUCCCUGUGGCGCGCAGGGCAGGCUCCUCCCUGGUGCACGCGACCUCACCGUCUCCCUGUUGUGCCAUCAGGGGUCGUUGCAGGCCCCUCUGAGGGCGGGCAGUCGGCGUGGUGUGCAUGUGCCUGCGUGUGUGCACGUGUGCAUGUGCUGAGGGUGCUCAGGAACGUGUGUGAGGGCACGGCCUUUGCCAGCCAGGCGUCCUGCUGAGCAGCUGCGUCUGAAAGGGGCUGGCCUCGCGGGCCAGAGCACUCCUGUCCUCCUCCUGCCUCCGUCCCUCACCCGAACCCAGCUCCUCCUGGCUCUCGGCCACGUGAAGGCCUCAGACAAACGGGGCAGGUUCCUGGGACCGCCACCCCUCAGAGGCCACCGUCUGGAGGGGCAAGGGCUCUUUCGAGGCCAAGUGAAAGGAUUAUCAUUAUCUGCCAAGACAGGCUUCCCAAGCUCGGGGUCUGUCUGCAGUGGUACCUCAGGCAAGGAAGGAAGGACAAAGGGAGGGUGCCCUGGGCUCACGUGCCAGCCCCCUAACCACACUAAUGACCUAGGCCCGCCAGGCACAGGUGAGUGGGCACUGCCUGGACUGAAGCUGGGUGUGUGCUGAGAGCUUGGGCCGGGCCUGUGCCCGGAGAGCAGCGUGGGGUCGGGCUGAGCGUCCACCCAGAGUGGAGGACCAGGAGGGGCACGGCCAGAGGUCCUGACCCUCAAGGAUCGCUUGCUUACCAUCUGCAGCAGCAAGAAGGCUGGGACCCCAGCCAAGGGCAAAGUCGGCGGGCGCUGGAAGUAGAGAGGACAGGAAGGCCCCUCGAGGCAGAGACCCUCCACCCUCGUGCACACCAGGGCCGCCCGUGGGACUCCACAUCCUCCAGCCCCCACAAUCCUGUCAGGGGCUCCCUGACAAUCCUGGGGGUGAAGAGGCCGUCCCAGGGCAUCGCCCGCAUCUCUGUCCUUGUCGCCUCUAUCCCCUGGGGCCUGUGAAUAAAGCCGCAGACCCCCCU